Messenger RNA from Ixodes scapularis (black-legged tick), 746 nucleotides. RefSeq names its product spliceosome-associated protein CWC15 homolog (gene c12.1). Gene Ontology annotation, cellular component: catalytic step 2 spliceosome. Gene Ontology annotation, molecular function: RNA binding. The coding region runs from base 77 to 739 and encodes 220 amino acids. NCBI's taxonomy places the organism in Eukaryota, Metazoa, Arthropoda, Arachnida, Ixodida, Ixodidae. The transcript has 6 exons. Gene Ontology annotation, biological process: mRNA cis splicing, via spliceosome. The record is from RefSeq and is a predicted model, not a curated record.
AAAAGUCCGAUCGUGGUAGACAUCUAUAUUCUGUUGUUUUCGGUGGCGUAGCGUUGCAGCGGCUAGGGGAUCCGCAAUGACCACCGCUGCCAGACCCACAUUCGAGCCGGCUCGGGGAGGCGGCGGGCGUAACGAGAAAGACCUGGGUGCUCUCUCGAAGCAGUAUUCGAGCAGAGAUCUCCCGGGCCACACCAAACUCAAAUACAGGCAACCCGGCCAGGGGACCAGCGACGAACUCAAGUCCAAGGACUUUCGCCGAGAGCUUGAGGAACGCGAGCGCAUAGUCACGCACGAGCGGGACGGAAAGAAGAGUGGCCGAGAGUCAUCAUCCUCAUCGUCGUCAAAAAGGCCGAGGUUAGACCAGGUGCCAGCCUCUAAUCUUGAUGCAGACGACUCCAUUGACGAGGAGGAAGACAGUGACGACAGCGAAGAGGACGACACGGCCGAGCUGAUGGCUGAGCUGAACCGGAUCAAGAAGGAGCGCGCACAGGAGGAGGCCAAGAGGGAGGCUGAGCGGAAGGUUCAGGAAGAGAGGAUCCGGAUGGAGAACAUCCUGAGCGGGAACCCGCUGCUCAACUCGACCAAGGCGGAGUUCAAGGUGAAGCGACGUUGGGAUGACGACGUUGUCUUCAAGAACUGUGCCAAGGGAGACCUGGAGGGCAGCAAGGAGCGCCACUUCAUCAACGACACGCUGCGGUCGGAAUUCCACAAGAAGUUCAUGGAGAAAUACAUAAAGUGAAUCGGCA